Messenger RNA from Scophthalmus maximus (turbot), 6233 nucleotides. RefSeq names its product RAB GTPase activating protein 1-like (gene rabgap1l). The transcript has 27 exons. Lineage: Eukaryota; Metazoa; Chordata; Actinopteri; Pleuronectiformes; Scophthalmidae. The coding region runs from base 346 to 3441 and encodes 1031 amino acids. The record is from RefSeq and is a predicted model, not a curated record.
GCGAAAUUUUGUUCUAAGAUUUCCAAACCGGAAGACGCCGUACUAAACUCCCGAGUGAUUCAUCCUCGUCGACACACACGAUCUUCGCGGCAACUCUUCUGACAGCUAGCGACGCGAAAAAAACUCCACAACGUCUCAACAAGACAACAACCCCUAGAAUGCACCUGGGAGCUAGCUGACAGUUGCCUCCUUCACUUGCUAACCCGUGUGGGGUUUUGUGUUCACUACCGCGUUGAGGACAACACUGCAGUGACUGUACGGACUACAGAGCUGGGUGGACAGGAGAGGGAAGGGGAGAGCUUUGAUUCUGUCUCCCCCAGCCGACCCUGAGUAAACCAGCCAGCCAUGGAUGACCGCUCCUCACUGGGAAAAGUCAGCAGCUCUACCGAGUCCGUGGCCACCGUCACCAGUGAGGAGUUUGUUCUGGUACAGCCCAGUGCUGCCGGGUCACCGCAGGGCUCUGAGGGCAAACCGAGGCUCAAGAUGUCUUGUAAUGGAAGUGAGCAGCUGGAAAAAGCUAUGGAGGAGCUGCUGGAUGAUGAUGAUGAUCAGGUGAAGGUGGAGAAGAGCAGCGUGGAAAAGAUGGAGAAGAACAAGGACCCAGAGAGCCAACUCCUGGAACCACAACCUCCAGAAGCAUGUCCGGCACCAUCCAGCCCCAUGGUCCCAGAAGAGGACAGUGUCCAGUUUAACAAGGUGUCCUACCUGGGCUGCACCUGGGUCAAAGCCCCUCGCAACGAGGCCGAGGCGCAGAGUGCCAUGACCACCCUGCGAGCUGAGAGCGCCAUCCCUAUCCCCAUCACCCUGCACGUCCCUUCCGGACCAAAUGGCUCUGUCAGGAUUGUGGACCAGGCGUCAGGUACAGAGAUUGCCUCCUUCCCCAUUUACAAGGUGUUGUUUUGUGCCCGUGGACGGGAGGACUCGGUGGAAAGUGACUGUUUCUCCUUCACCGAGAGUUACCGAAGUUCUGAGGACUUCCAGAUCCACGUCUUCUCCUGCCACAUAAAAGAAGCUGUCAGCCGUAUCCUCUACAGUUUCUCCACAGCCUUUCGGCGUUCCUCUCGACCGGCAGACAUCAGGGACACAACGCUGUCCAGUCCGCCCGAGAGCGACCUCUACACCUUCACCGUCUCGCUGGAGAUCAAAGAGGACGAUGGCAAGGGCAACUACAGUCCAGUGCCUAAGGACAGGGAGAAGUUCUUCUUCAAGCUGCGGCAGGGCGUGCAGAAGAAGGUCGUCGUCUCAGUUCAGCAAAUGUGCAACAAGGAGCUCGGCAUCGAGAGGUGUUUUGGGAUGCUGCUGAGUCCAGGACAAAAAGUCUGCAACAGUGACAUGCAUCUACUAGACAUGGAGUCGAUGGGGAAGAGCUCCGAUGGGAAGUCCUACGUUAUCACAGGAACAUGGAACCCCAACAUGGCAGCCUUCCAGCCACUGAAUGAAGACACACCCAAAGAUAAGCAAGUCUUCGUGACAGCGGCCGUGGACCUGGUUGUGACCGAAGUGGUGGAGCCAGUUCGUUUCCUGCUGGAAACUCUGGUCAGGGUUUAUCCAUCAAAUGAACGCUUCUGGUACUUCAGCCGCAAGACCUUCAGCGAGACCUUUUACCUCAAACUCAGACAGCAGGCACCAGAGAGUCAGAGUGAUGCUGUGUAUGAGGUGAUUAGUCUUCAGAGGGAGGCAGAGAGAAGCAAUGAAGGAAGUGGACGACUGGGCUCGCGCACUGAGGAAGAGGAGGCUGAUGAAGAUAGCGACAGUGAAAUCUCCAGUGGGACAGGAGAUGUUUCCAAAGACUGUCCUGAGAAAAUCCUGGAGUCCUGGGGAGGAAUCCUCAACAGAUGGCACGGGAACCUGUCCACUCGUCCAAAGGGUUUGCCUUCGCUGGUUCGCAGUGGCAUUCCUGAGCCGCUCAGAGCUGAGGUCUGGCAGCUGCUGUCAGGUUGCCACGACAACCAUGACCUGCUUGAGCAUUACCGCAUCCUCAUCACCAAGGACUCAGCCCAGGAAGGUGUCAUCACCCGCGACAUCCACCGCACCUUCCCUGCUCACGACUACUUCAAGGACUCUGACGGAGAUGGACAAGAUUCACUGUACAAGAUCUGCAAGGCCUACUCUGUCUAUGAUGAGGAAAUUGGUUAUUGUCAGGGUCAGUCGUUCUUCGCCGCUGUUCUUCUGCUGCACAUGCCCGAGGAACAGGCCUUCAGUGUGUUAGUGAAAAUCAUGUAUGAAUAUGGCCUCAGAGCUCUCUACAAGAACAACUUUGAGGAUCUUCACUGCAAGUUCUUCCAGCUGGAGAGGCUAAUGCAGGAGCAGCUUCCAGACCUGUGGUCCCACUUCCAGGAGCUGAACCUGGAGGCACACAUGUACGCCUCCCAAUGGUUUCUUACCCUCUUCACUGCCAAGUUCCCUUUGUGCAUGGUGUUCCACAUCACCGACCUGCUGCUCUGCGAGGGUCUGAACAUCAUCUUCAACGUAGCCCUGGCCUUGCUGAAGACAUCUAAAGAGGACCUCUUGCAGGCAGAUUUUGAAGGGGCUCUCAAGUUCUUCAGAGUCCAGCUCCCGAAACGUUACAGAGCUGCAGAGAAUGCCCGAAGGCUUAUGGAGCAGGCCUGCAACAUCAAGGUUCCAACCAAAAAGCUGAAGAAGUUUGAGAAGGAGUAUCAGACGCUGAGAGAGAGCCAGCUGCAACAGGAGGACCCCAUCGACCGAUACCAGAGGGAGAACCGUCGACUUCAGGAGGCCAGUAUGCGACUAGAACAAGAGAAUGAUGACCUGGCCCAUGAACUGGUCACCAGUAAGAUCGCCCUUCGGAACGACCUGGACCAGGCCGAAGACAAAGCCGACGUUUUGAACAAAGAGCUGCUGAGCACCAAGCAACGUCUAGUGGAGACGGAGGAGGAGAAGAGACGACAGGAGGAGGAGACGGCUCAGCUGAAGGAAGUGUUCAGGAGGGAGCUGGAGAUCGCAGAGCUGGAGAUCAAGAAAACCACAGCGAUCAUAGCUGAAUACAAACAGAUCUGCUCCCAGCUGAGUACCAGACUCGAAAAACAGCAGGCAGCAACGAAAGAAGAGCUGGACAUAGUCAGGAGUAAAGUAAUGGGCUGUGAGCACUGCAGGGAUCUGUUCAGCACCCUGGGGACCCUUCAGGCGCCAUCGCCCGGCGGAGAUAGGACAUCCACCGAGCCGCAGGACGAGGAGAAAGACCAGCUGAACGAGCAGCUGAGGCAGCUGGAGCUGGAGCUGGCCCAGACCAAGCUGCAACUGGUGGAGGCCAAAUGCCGCAUACAGGAGCUCGAGCACCAGCGGGGAGUCCUGAUGAACGAGAUCCAGGCGGCCAAGAACUCUUGGUUCAGCAAGACUCUGGGCUCCCUGAAGAGCUCUUCGUCCUCGUCCGCCAGCUACUCUUCCCAGACUCCGUCCUCUCCAAAGGAAGGUCCUGCCUAGUUAACCCCCCCUCCUCCUCUCCUCCUCUCCUCCUUCCUUCUAUACAAUCCCCCUGCAGGGGAUGCACACUCGAGCUGAUGAACACGAGUUGAAGAAACAAGCAGCAGCGAAAUGCAGUAUUCCUUUUCCCACUGGUGGCGAGGUGGAGCUCACCAGCUUCUUUGACUGGUAAUAUCUGAUAAAGAUGAGGGAAGAAUCAGACGGCGGGCAGGACCAGUACUCCUGUCUUUCUCUUAAAGAAACCAUUUAAGUGAACAACAAAAAAAACUUCUCUGCUUCAUAGGAGAUGGUGAGCAUGGGUCGCCAGUGAGGCUUGAAAUUCCUUCAAAGGUUCAAGGGUCAUUGCUGAUGUUUUGUUAUGAAAAAACUGAAUUAAUCCAAACAAUGGCCCUAACGUAGAUCAGUGAUGUAGCUCCACCUCAUGGACAGACAUUGCUACUGAAGAGUUGUAGUCGUUUUCACUGAGAGAGAUUAUGUUUUUAAGUUAAACCUAAAGUCUGGACAAUUUUCUAUGAUAGUGAUUCAAUUACAUCACAUAGAUUAUUACAAGUUAACCGCAUAAAAAUCUAUAUGAAGCCACAGAAAUGUGAAAAAGGAAUACUGCAUCCAAGGUCUUAAACAAGAACAACAUGAAAGUUGUAUUUCUUUAUAGUAAUAUAACGUUUAAAAAAACAAUGUUGUCAUAUAAAUAUGUAUAAGUAACUAUAGAUUUUUUUUAAUAAUCUUGUACAGUUCUUUAAGAGAAGAAAAAGAAAAGCAUAAGGAAAAGUUCUUUGUUAAAUUUUGUUUUCUACUGUUUGGAAGUUGAAUGAUCUCUCGAUGUCUAAGCACAGUGUGUGUGAUCGAUCUGGUCGGGUCCAAACGCUGAAGAGCCAAAGUGACGACGUGCAGUGAUUUCAUUUCUCCCUGCUACUCUUCCAGUCACAGUAUGAACUCAUUUGAGGUUGUUCAUCUAUUCUUAAAUUCCUUAGAAGUUCAGUCUCAUUCCUGUAUUCGCAAUUUUAUUUUUUUAUUUUUUUAUAUAAUCUUUUUUUAAAUUUUUUUAGUUGGGUCAGCUGAAAUGCCAACAGAAAUGGGCAAUCUGCUUCCUUCAUCUGUUCUGUCCCUUUUCUACUUUUAAAGGUCAGUUUGAAUUAUCUUACGAGCUGCAGACUGACCUUGGUUCUAUAUUUUAAAUUUUUUUUUUCAUCUGUCCUUGUGAAUCUCGUUUUAAGUUGCACUAACAGCCGUCAUAGCUGCGUUUGUCAUUCUCUUGCUCUUUCCUUACAUGGUGGACAUGCAAACACUGAUUUGAUCCAUCUUAAAAGUCUAAUCUGCUUCAUACAUGUAUCCCAAUUCACUGUCGAUAAGAGUCAAUGCACUGAAUUUGGUGGUUUUAUCUUAAUGAUACAGUGUAGUCUCUGAAUCCCUAAAUACAUAUCUAGGGUAACAUUAAUGAACAAACUUUUACACUGCUGUACCUUUACCCCCCGUUGUACCUUUCCCCUCUGUCACAUAUUGUUUUAUUGGACUGCUUUGUCUUUAGCAAGGGAAGUCAGAUAAACAGCAGAUGGUGCCUCAUUUAAGAUAACUGAAAAGAUCAACCGGAAUACACCUGCUUUCUUUGAUUUUUUAAAAGAAAUCAGUUCAUACUUGUGACAUUUUUUAGAUGAUAAUAUCUAACGACACAAGGAGGAUUUUUUUGUUUGUGCGCCAAGUUGAGAAACACAGCAGUAAACCAAAAAGUCUGGGCCUUUUUUUUUUGGGUACAACAUUCAUGGACGUUAGCGCCGUUUUAACAGGCUUGUGGCGUCAGUGUCAGUGUCAACAGUCCUGAUUUAUUCUCCACUCUUCUUGUCACUGAAAUCAGCCUUUGGACUCAAACUAAGUCAAUGUGUGCAUGUCUGUGUGUGUGUGUGUGUGUGUGUGUGUGUGUGUGUGUGUGUGUGUGUGUGUGUGUGUGUUUCUGGUAUGUAACUCGAGUGGCUGAAGUUGAAAUGGUUUCUUCUUCACCUGGCUGCCUUUUCUGUUGACAACUGAAGCCGUUGGCUGAUGAGAGGAGAAGCAUCCGACCGUUUGAAACGUCGGGGAGCGUCAGCUGUGCCAUGAGAUUCUCACUACUGCUCCGUCCCCAGCCGAUCCCUCUCUGUGCUCCUGAUUGAGUGAACCAGCUUCAUGAAUCCACCGUUUCACCUGCCCACAGGAAAUAUCUGCUGAAUAUAAUUUUUCGGACACGCACAUUUCCACUAGUAGCUUGCUUCCCAGUACAACCACCUUCCUCCUGCUGGUGGCCACUGAGCAACUCCAGCGGGAGACGUGCACAAGUUUCGUGGAGAGCAGGAAAAAGGAAGAUGACUGGUGUAAUCUCAUUGAAUUCCAGGUGUGUUGUGCAUUUCCAGGACAUUCCCUCAUUCCCCCCUGUGACGGUCUCAGUGUCGUGUAAACUUUGGCCAAGUUGGAGGGAGCUCCCCCGUGUUUAAUGUGCACUAACUCAACACUGAUAUUUUAAAACACUAUCUCAAGAUGUGUUUGUUUGUCUAAAAAGUUACCCUGAGCACAGAGCAUAAUUAUUUUUUAACUGUUUAUUGUUGUUGCUGAGAGGACAGAUGCCAAUUUAUAAUUCACUUCUAAUCCCCAGUUAUUGCUACGACCAGCGGGUGCAGUCGGAUUAGAGGUGUAAAUGUGUGUGCGGAGGUCACAGGUCGCUGCUGUUGCAUGAGGAGCGACUGCUCCUCAACUGGUGCGAUUCCCAACACCGUUUGCUGUACAUUAACUGUCUGACCUGCGUUAAUAAAUUUCUUUUUUUCAGUUCA